CGCCGCGACAGUCGAUCUUUGCAAGACUUUGCGCGUCCAGAGCGAUAUCAUGGGCAUGGUAAGCGCGGUAGCCAUCUAUCAAGCUCCGGAAGAGGCCUACAAAUUAUUUGACAAAGUCCUGGUUCUCUACGAGGGAAGACAGAUCUACUUUGGAAAGACAACAGAAGCCAAGCGUUAUUUCCAGCGGCUGGGAUUCGUUUGUCCCCAGAUUCAGACGACGCCUGACUUCCUGACGUCCAUGACUAGUCCAGCCGAGCGUGAGGGCAUUGUGAAGCCUGGAUAUGAGCAAAAGGUUCCGCGUACCCCCGAUGAAUUUGCCGAGGCAUGGCGGACGAGCAAUCACCGCCGUCAAGUCGACGAGGAACUGGAUACAUACGACGCAUCCUUUUCCCUGAGCAGCAGUGGCCCGCGGAGCUCGCGCACACACUUUGCCGAGUUCCUGGAGAGCAAGAAGAGCGAUCAGUCGUGGAUGCAGCGAUGGAAGUCUCCCUACACCCUCUCGUACCCGCGUCAGGUUCUUCUAUGCCUUUGGCGCUCCCUCGCGCUGCUCAAGGCCUCGCCGCAGAUGACGGUGAUGAUGCUCGUCCUCAACCUCUUCCAGACGCUCAUCGUUGCCAGCGUCUUCUUCCGGCUGCCCGACACAGCUGAGUCCAUGAAGUCGCGCAGCACGUUGCUGUUCACGGCGGCGCUGGUCAAUGCCUUUGGUUGCGUACUCGAGGUGCCGACCUUGUACGCCAAACGAUCCAUAGUCGAGAAGCAUGUCAGAUAUGCCCUGUAUCAUGCUUCGGCCGAGGCCACCGCGGACUUGGUCAUGAGCUUGCCGUACAAGCUCCUCAACGCCAUCACGGUCAACACACUUUUCUACUGGAUGUGCAAUAUGCGCAACGAAGCUGGAUCAUUCUUGUACUUCGUGCUGGUCCAGUUCGCCAUGACUCUGGCCGUGAGCUUACUCUUCCGGCUCGUUGCUUCCGUUACGAAGAGCCACACAGCGGCUAUGGCGCCGUCGACUAUUGUGCUGCUCACGCUGGCGCUGUACACGGGGUUCGCGGUCCCGCCCAUGUAUUACAAGCCGUAUGCUUCUUGGAUCGCCACGCUCAGCCCCGUGUCGUAUGGAUUUGAGGCCCUCAUGAUUAACGAAUUCGGCAACGGGCGCAAGUUUCCCUGCAAAACCUUUCUUCCGGCUGGCCCAAGCUACGACAUGGAUGCUGCGAGCAUGAGUAUGAUGGCACAGACGCGCGUGUGUGCCGCGCAGGGAGGUGUGCCGGGCGAGACAUUCAUUAACGGGAGCGCGUACAUCACUGGCGCGUUUCGAUAUGCGGACAGCCAUCGGUGGCGAAAUGUCGGUAUCGUCUUUGCAUUCGCAGUGGCCUACUUCGUGUUGCAUCUCAUUGCCACGGAGAUGGUAAGCAGUUCGAAGAGCAAAGGGGAGAUGCUUGUCUUCCCUAGAGGUAAAGUCCCGACGAGGCGGACUGGGGAGCCGACGCGAGAUGUGGAAGACCACAUCACCAAAGGGAAGACAGAAGCACCGGACCGUAGCGGCGGUCAUGAUGGUGAUGAUGAGGGCGAGUUAACCAUCGACCGUCAGACGGCUAUUUUCCACUGGAGCAACGUCUGUUACGAAGUCAAGAUCAAGAAGAAGGAGACGAAGCGCAUCUUAGACGGUGUAGACGGGUGGUGCAAGCCGGGAACGCUCACUGCCCUCAUGGGCGUAUCGGGCGCCGGCAAGACCACCCUUCUCGACGCCCUCGCCUCGCGCCUAUCAGUUGGCGUGGUGACGGGCGAGAUGCUUGUUGACGGGUCCCCCCGAGAUGCCUCCUUUCAACAAAAGACAGGUUACGUCAAGCAGCAGGAUCAGCACCUCCUCACGUCGACGGUGCGCGAGGCUCUGACUUUCAGUGCUAUCCUCCGCCAGCCGGCCCGAUUUUCUCAUAAGCAGAAGAUUGCAUACGUUGAUAAGGUGAUUGAAAUUCUGGGUAUGGAAGAAUACGCAGAUGCCGUCGUCGGCGUACCCGGGGAGGGUCUCAAUGUUGAGCAGCGUAAGAAGCUUACUAUCGGUGUUGAGCUGGCUGCUCGUCCUGCACUUCUUUUGUUUUUGGAUGAGCCUACGUCGGGCUUGGAUUCUCAGACAAGCUUGUCGAUUUGCACUUUGCUCGAGACACUGAGGCAAAAUGGGCAAGCCAUCUUGUGUACAAUUCAUCAGCCGUCAGCGAUUCUCUUUGAGCGGUUCGACAGACUUCUUCUCCUUGCUCGAGGAGGAAGGACCGUCUACUUUGGGCAGAUUGGGCGCAACGCCAAGGUUCUGGUGGACUAUUUCGUCCGCAAUGGCGGACCGCGACCCAAAAAGGGGAAGAAUCCAGCCGAGUACAUCCUCGAACAAGUCAAAGCCAGCGGGAGCGGGAAAAACGAUGUGGACUGGCCCGAAGUAUGGCGACAAAGCACCGAGUAUGAAGAGGUCAAGGCUCAUUUGGCCAAACUCAAAGAAACAAAACACCAAGAUCCAACGCAGCAGCAGCAACAACAAGAUGAUCCCCCCUUCGCCGCUCCCACAAUCACCCAGUUUUUCGAGGUGACCAGGCGUUUGUCCAGACACUACUGGCGCACUCCGAGUUACAUUUACGCAAAGAUUCUCUUGACUUUCGGUUCGGCUCUCUUCAUCGGUCUCUCGUUGCUCAACCUACCCAACACGCAGGUGGGCAUCACGAUCCAGACCAUCGCCAUCUUCAUGUUCCUCACAACGCACCUCAACCUGAUGCAACAGAUAGUCCCCAUAUUCGUGUCCCAACGCACACUCUACGAGGGCCGUGAGCAGCCCUCACGCACAUACUCAUGGGCCGCCUUUAUGGGCGCGCAAAUGAUCGUCGAGAUGGCCUACAACGCGCUCAUGGCCCCGCCGGCGUUUGUGGCGUGGUACUACCUCGUCGGGCUACAGCGUAAUGCAGCAGAGACAAACGACACCGCCGCACGCGGCGGGCUGGCCGUGCUGUUUAUGUUUGUCUUCUUUUUGCAAGCAAGCACUUUUGCGCACAUGAUCGGGGCCGCCUUUGACCUCGCCGACCAGGCUGCCGGCAUCGGCAAUCUCUUGUUUGUCAUGAUGUUCAUCUUCAACGGCAUCCUCGGAACGCCUCCUAAGUUCUGGGUUUGGGUGUACCGCGUUAACCCCUUCACCUAUCUCGUCGAGGGAUUGUUGGGCACAGGUCUCGCGAACGCCAAGAUCCACUGCGCCGAGAACGAGUUCCUACUCGUGAACCCGCCUAUUGGACAGACGUGUGGGGAGUACUUGCAGCCCUUCAUCGCCAUGGCGGGCGGAUAUCUCGAUAAUCCGUCCGUCCAGGACAACUGCAAGUAUUGCACGACUAACAAUACGAAUCAGGUCUUAGCAGGGGUACACGUGGAGUUCAGCAAUCGCUGGCGCGACUUGGGCAUCUUGUUUGCGUACAUCUUCUUCAACGCUAUCGCUGCUUUUGGGAUAUACUACAUCCGCGUGCCCAAGCCCAAGAAAGAUAAAGCCAAUGCAUCACCAUCAACAUCAUCACACCGAGAUGACAGUAACUCAGAACCUCCGCCCAAGUUCCCCAUGGAAGAGUCAGAGAAACAAGCGGACAAGUCUCUGCACGUCACGCGGGCCGGCAAGGUUCUUGGCUCAAUUCGCUCGUCUAUCCACGGCAGCAUACAGGGACUCGAAGGCAGUGGAAAGAGAUACUGGGAUGAUGACAUGGAGAAUGCCGACGAUGCUCAAAUAAUUGGCAAGGAAGCAGAGUUGGGAUGUUUGAGUAAGGGCGAAGAGGGAAACUAGGAAGUCAGUAUUCGGGAUUUCACUAUAUAACGGUUACUUAUAACUCCUCAAAAUUGGAUUUAGUAAUAGGAGGUCAAUAUGCUUAAUUAGAGUAAUAGCUUAGAUUAUAUCGUUAUCUUAAAAGGUAUAUCCUGAGAUAGCUAUUCUAAUUUAGCUUAAGUACAGCUUAUAUAGCUUAUACAUACUAGCUAAUAGCCUUCUAUUCCAUCAUUAUAAUACAUGG
Molecule: messenger RNA, 4016 nt
Organism: Colletotrichum phormii
Lineage: Eukaryota; Fungi; Ascomycota; Sordariomycetes; Glomerellales; Glomerellaceae
Product: ABC-2 type transporter-domain-containing protein
Exons: 2
Coding region: 50-3793 (1247 amino acids)
Biological process (GO): transmembrane transport
Cellular component (GO): membrane
Molecular function (GO): ATP hydrolysis activity; ATP binding; ABC-type transporter activity
Source: RefSeq, a predicted model, not a curated record